Hypomesus transpacificus is the source of this 2532-nucleotide messenger RNA. Its product is annotated as E3 ubiquitin-protein ligase KCMF1-like. Gene Ontology annotation, molecular function: zinc ion binding. Gene Ontology annotation, cellular component: plasma membrane. Bases 307 to 1344 code for a protein of 345 amino acids. Gene Ontology annotation, biological process: synaptic signaling. The transcript is spliced from 7 exons. The record is from RefSeq and is a predicted model, not a curated record. NCBI's taxonomy places the organism in Eukaryota, Metazoa, Chordata, Actinopteri, Osmeriformes, Osmeridae.
CCUUCAUGAGGGAAGCGGCCAGGGACUGGCAGGCCCGGCUUCUCCUCUUCGGUGUUGUAUAUCAGCUAAUUGCGUGGUUGAAGACAAGUAGCCCAAGUAGGGGGGCUGUUUCAGUGUUCAUAGGAUGUCCCGUCAUGAAGGUAAAGACGACCCAUUAGCAAUAGAAUUGGUGUAAGCUGCGAUGCGUGUUUGAAAGGCAACUUCAGAGGGCGGAGAUACAAGUGUUUAAUCUGCUACGACUACGACCUGUGUGCGUCGUGCUACGAGGGCGGAGCCACCACCACCAGACACACCACAGAACACCCCAUGCAGUGCAUACUGACCAGGGUCGACUUCGACCUGUACUAUGGCGGGGAGGCCCUGUCAGUGGAGCAGCCCCAGGCUUACACCUGCCCGUACUGUGGCAGGAUGGGCCACACAGAGAGCUCCCUGCAGGAGCACGUAGCAGGGGAGCAUGCAGACACCUCCACCGAGGUGAUAUGCCCCAUCUGUGCAGCGCUGCCUGGCGGAGACCCCAACCAUGUGACAGACGACUUUGCUGCUCAUCUCACACUGGAACACAGAGCUCCCAGAGACCUGGAUGAGUCCAGCGGGGUGCGUCACGUAAGGAGGAUGUUCCACCCCGGGAGGGGGCUGGGGGGGCAGCGGGCUCGCAGGUCCAACAUGCACUUCACCAGCUCCACCACCGGGGGGCUCUCCAACACCCAGAACUCCUCACAGAGCUCCAACUACAACAGAGAGGCCAUGGACCCCAUAGCAGAGCUCCUGUCCCAGUUGUCGGGGGUGCGGCGCUCCGCGGGGGGGCAGGUGAGCUCGGGGCCGUCGGCCUCCCAGCUACAGCAGCUUCAGAUGCAGCUGCAGCUGGAGCGGCAGCAGGCCCAGGCUGCCCGGCAGCAGCUGGACACGCCCCGUGGAGCCCCCCGCAGCGCCCCCACCCGCGCUGCCCUGGGCACCGCCAACAGCAACGCCAGCCCCAACGCCAACCCCUGCCCCCCCCCCGGCCCCCACCCUGGCACGCACGAGCACAACACACACGCCGGGCACAACUUCCUGCUCAACAGGCUGAGUGAACCUAGGCUGUCGGAGGUGGACCUGCAGGAGAGUGAGUCUGGUUGGGCGGACCGCGGUCUGUUUGUGACGGAGCUGCUGCUGUCCACGCUGCUGCUGGACCACAACGCCCCAGCAGCUCCACAGCACGCCGGACCCCUGGGGGGCUUGGCUGACUUCGGGGCCAUGGGCUGCAUGGAUGUCAUGACCCUGGAGGUGGCGCUAGAGAACCUCAACCUCAGAGAAGCAACGGCGAGCGCCAUGAAGAAGCAGCCCCCCCCGCCGCCCCCGCGCUGAUGCUCUGCCCCACAUCCGCCACGGUGGCCAACUGCCAAGGGAUGACACGUUUUGAAAACAAAGACUUCUCUGCUUCGGUUCUUUCCUUAUGUCCUAUAUUGAUGCCAUUUCAGCCCUCCCCUCCCCUCCCUAUCGACACGUUGUGUACAUUACAUACAGGAGUGAGAAUCUGAACGCGAGAGAGCAUGUGACAGACCACAAAGAAAAAAAACUAUAUAUAUCUAUAUAUAUAUAUCAGAUAAAUAUAUAUGAACACUGGUAAUCAAUCAUAACCCAAUGUUUCCUUUAGCUGCAGGUGGGCAGCAUGUGGUUUAGCUGUCAGAUAAACCUCCACACUAACACACUGAGGACUUCUCAUCAAACAAGAUGCUGCUUGUGUUUACGGUUCUUCAUGUGCUUGUGUGGUUGACCAUAACCUUUGGUAUGAGCUCCUUCCCCCUGUGUCCAGUUGGACUGCACCGUCACUGCAGAGAGCUCCUUCCCCCUGUGUCCAGUUGGACUGCACCGUCACUGCAGAGAGCUCCUUCCCCCUGUGUCCAGUUGGACCGUCACUGCAGACUGAAAGGGACGCUUCCAGUGGGGCACCUGAUAACAUGGUUUUAUUUUUGGAGGUUAAGCGAUGUUAAAUGUCACAAAAUUGUUUGAUGGUCCCGAUACAGACUGCUAAUAAACUGUUUGUUGUUUAAAUUUAGUUCUGCCCCCAUUCAGUCUGGUAUCACUUAUGAUUGGCUCGUGUAACUCAGAUCCGAUUGAGCUGUGGGGGCUGGAUGUUUUGAGUUGCCUAGCUUGAUCAAGAUUCUGCAGACACUACACAUGCCUCGCACACAGGUAUGACAAGGCCAAGGACAAAAGAUGUCAUAAAUGGAGCAGUUGCAUAACUUGCUGUUUUAGAACUGACAUUGGAAAAGUGUUUUUGGAUACCGUUCUGUUCUCUAUCUUCCUUUGAUUCUUUCAAGAUGAUCCUCAGCGUUCCUCUAAUUCAGAGGUGUUGCAUGUCAGCGUGAGAGAAUCACAAAUGGUCAGCCUCAUUCUUCAUUUGGUCCAUGUUUGAACACCAUGGUAUUCCUUCACUGCUACCUGAAGAAAAGCCAUGAAUGUUUUCUUGGGGUGUUUGGAAAGGCAACUACACAGCCAUUCAACUUGGAGGACAAUAAAAUGAUUUUGGAUGGUAAUGAUCUAACCCAGUUC